AUGGCGCGCAAAUUUGUUUUAAAAAAAUUUCUACAAUCUUUUCGAGAAAAUUCAAAGGCGUAUACCAUCGAAAGUGAAAACAUAUCCGUCAUAAAACGGUUCAAUAUUCAAGGUCGCGUAUUAAAAUUUAAAGUUAAAGCAGCACCAUCACAGCUAGAGCCAAUUGAUUGGUUCAAAAACGCAAUUGAACAAAGUAUCUCUGAAGGUUUAAGCUCUGAUAAAUUUUGUAUAACAGCAACAUGUGUUAAAUUACCACAAGGAACCGGUAAAACUUUAAAAUACACAAAUUUUGAUGACGAAUGCAAACACCGUAGAGGAGUUAUUACAAUUUCAAACAGAGAUAAUUUAUGCUUGCCUCGAGCUUUAAUUGUAGUGAUUCAUCAAGUCGAAAAAUCUGUAGAUUAUAAACAAAUAAUAAAAAGUAAUUCAAAAUUGCAAACGAAAAAAGCCACAGAACUUAUUGAAAAUGCAGGAAAAGAUGUAAUAUUUGAAGGAUUAGGAACAGGGAAAAAAUUAAAUCUUUUAUUUCACAAAAACCAUUACAACGUGAUUACGUCACUUACAGCAGCAUUCAGUUGUAUAUAUUAUUGUGAAGAUUGUCAUGUAGCGUAUAAUAACAAAAAUGGACAUAGAUGUACUGGAUCAUGCCCAAAAUUUAAUGGUCAAGAAUGUUUUGAUAACCACAAAAGUUCUAGUUCAACUACAAUAAGUAUUUGCGAACUAAUACAUAAAUGUUUCAAAUGUUUAAAGGUCUACAAAAAAGAUAGACAACACAUUUGUGGUGAAUAUUUUUUCAUUAAACAACAUGAAACAACUUUAUGUGUUUUUGAGCAAAGGUGCGAUCAGUGUAUUGAUAUUGUAUCUUUAUAUUUAUGCGCAAAUUGCAAAAUUAGAAGAAAAAUAAUUGAAAAAGGAAAUAUUAUAGAAACUUUUCUUAACUACAUAUUGGAAAUGAGAAAAAAAUUUAAAAAUAUUAUAGUAAUUGCACACAAUGGACAAGCUUUCGAUCAUCAGUUUAUUUUGAAUUUUAUUUUAGAAAAAACAUCCUUACAAACUAAACUGAUAAUGAGGGGUACAAAAGUAAUAAUGAUGCUAUUGGGAAAUAUUAAAUUUAUAGAUUCGUUAAAUUAUUUUCCAAUGGCUUUGUCGAAAUUACCAAAAGCUUUUGAUCUACAAUUUAAUAUGAAGAAAGGGUAUUUUCCACUUCUUUUUAACACAGCGAAAAAUGAAAAUUAUAUUAGGCAAUUACCCUCUGUAGAAUAUUACAAUCCAAACGACAUGAAAGUAGAUGAACAAAUUAUUGAAUACUGUGUCAAUGACGUUACCAUUUUAACACAAUCUUGUUUAAAAUUCAGAGAAAUGUUCUUGAAGCAGUGUAAUGUUGAACCAUUUCUAGAAACAACAACAAUUGCAUCUGCAUGCAAUCUUGCAUUUAGAAGAAAUUUUUUAAAGGAGGACACAAUUAGUUUAAUUCCUAAACAUGGAUACAGAAACUCAGACAAUCAAUCAAAAGUGGCUAUUCAAUGGUUAGUAUGGGAAGAAGAAAAAAGAAAUAUUAACAUCAGACAUACAGCAAAACAGAAAGAAUCAUUUGUUAACGGUAUAAAAGUGGACGGUUUUUGUUCAGAAACUAAUCAAGUUUUUGAAUUUUACAGUUGUUAUUAUCAUGGACACCUUACUUGUAUACCACAUAACCGAAAUAACAGUUUGCAAGACGAUUCAAAUGAUAUAAUGAACACGAGGUAUAAAAGAACUAUUAAAAAAGCUGAAAGAUUACGAAAAUUAGGUCACGAUGUUAUUGAAAUGUGGCAAUGUGAAUUUAAUUCAUUAAUUAGUAAAGAAGAAGCAAGUUAUUUAAAAAAUCAUCCGUUAGUGCAACAUUCAGCAUUGAAUCCUCGAGAUGCUUUUUAUGGAGGACGAACAGGAAAUGUCUACAACUAUUAUAAAUGUAAAGAGGAAGAAAAAAAAAAAUAUAUAGACAUUUGCUCGUUAUACCCUUGGGUUUGCAAGUACGGAAAAUUUCCUAUUGGUCACCCGCAAAUUUAUGUCGGGGAAAGUAUUUGUUCUACUCUAAAACUAAAUAACAUGGACGGAAUUCUUAAAUGUAAAAUUUUACCACCAACGAACUUACUACAUCCCGUUCUCCCACUAAAACAAAACAACAAGUUAAUGUUUUCAUUAUGUCGAAGUUGUAGUGAAGAAAAAUGGCUUGAAGAAUGUUGUCCACAUUCAGAUGAGGAAAGAGCUUUAAUAGGAACAUGGGUAAUUGACGAAGUUGUAAAAGCUAUUCAAAAAGGUUAUAAAAUGUUAGAAAUUUAUAAAGUUUGGGAAUACCAAACUACAAAAUAUGAUAAAAACAUGGAUGUACAGGGCUUAUUUACAAAUAUGAUGAACAAAUUUAUUAAAAUUAAACAAGAAGCUUCAGGCUGGCCAUCUAAAUGUGUCACUAAUAACGAAAAAGAAAACUAUGUUAAAGAUUUUUUUGAUAAAGAAGAUAUUCAAUUGGAGCAUGAAAAGGUUCCCAACAAUCCUGGCUUAAGAUCAUUUGCCAAAUUAAUGUUAAAUUCAUUUUGGGGCAAAUUUGGUCAAAGAGAAAAUUUACAAAAAACAUCAAUCAUUAACCAGCCUAGAGAAUUGUACAACCUGUUAACAAACCCAUCUAUAGAAGUUUGUUAUAUUUUUCCGGUAAAUGAAGAAAACAUUAUAGUUAAUUGGCAGUACAAGGAAGAAGUAAUGGAUUCCUUACCAACAGUUAAUGUGUGUAUUGCUGCUUACACAACAACUCAGGCGCGAUUAAAACUGUACAGUUACUUAGAAAAACUUCAAGAAAGAGUCUUAUAUUACGAUACUGAUUCCGUAGUGUAUAUCAGUCGUAAAGGGGACUAUGAACCUUCAGUAGGAAAUUUUAUUGGUGACAUGACAGAUGAGUUAGAAUGUUAUGAAUCUGUGUUAAAUCCGAAAGCAGACAACGAAAUUUAUAUAUUAUCACAAAAUAUUGGGCGCAACAAAGAACACAAAGUACUAACGGUUCCGCAAAUAAAAGUAUAUCAACCGAAAUCAGAAAAACGCAACUUUGCUGUAGAUGGUAGCCCCCUUCCUUACGGAUAUAAGAGGUUAAAACAAAACUAA
Condylostylus longicornis is the source of this 3129-nucleotide messenger RNA. RefSeq lists its product as uncharacterized. NCBI's taxonomy places the organism in Eukaryota, Metazoa, Arthropoda, Insecta, Diptera, Dolichopodidae. The transcript has 7 exons. Gene Ontology annotation, biological process: DNA replication. Gene Ontology annotation, molecular function: nucleotide binding; DNA-directed DNA polymerase activity; DNA binding. The coding region runs from base 1 to 3129 and encodes 1042 amino acids. The record is from RefSeq and is a predicted model, not a curated record.